UCUCUCUCUCUCUCUUUCUCUCCGUCUUGUGCAUCUAUCUAUUAUCUAUUUUCCCAUUCAACAACUCUUUUUUUCUUAAUUUAUCUUGUUCCAUUUUCUCAACUUUUGCUUCAUUUAAUUGACCAUCCAAACUCCAAAAGCCUUGUUUGUUCUUUCCAUCCAUUUCGGAAAAUCAAAGCCAAAUCAAAACAAAACAAAAAUAUAUUUAUUGAAAGAAGAGGAAGAAGACGAAGAAGAAGAAGAUGAUGAUGAUGACAAUGGAGGGAAUGAUGGACAAGGGGGUAUUGGAUGAUGUGAUAAGGAGGUUGCUAGAAGGGAAGGGAGGAAAACAGGUGCAGCUCUCUGAGUCGGAGAUCCGUCAACUCUGCGUCAACGCUCGACAAAUCUUCCUCUCUCAGCCAAUUCUUCUCGACCUUCGUGCUCCCAUUCGUGUCUGCGGUGACAUACAUGGUCAAUACCAAGACUUACUGAGGCUUUUCGAAUAUGGUGGGUACCCUCCUGCUGCAAACUACUUGUUUCUGGGGGAUUAUGUUGACAGAGGGAAGCAAAGUUUGGAGACUAUAUGUUUGCUUUUGGCCUACAAAAUUAGAUAUCCGGACAAAAUUUAUCUCUUGAGAGGAAACCAUGAAGAUGCAAAGAUAAACCGAAUAUAUGGUUUUUAUGAUGAAUGUAAAAGGAGGUUCAAUGUUAGGCUAUGGAAGAUAUUUACCGAUUGCUUUAACUGUUUGCCGGUUGCUGCACUCAUUGAUGAGAAAAUACUCUGUAUGCAUGGGGGACUCUCUCCGGAAUUACAAACUUUAGAUCAGAUUAGGGAGAUUACGAGGCCUACUGAAAUUCCGGAUAGUGGUCUUCUUUGUGAUCUGCUUUGGUCUGAUCCUGAUUCUAACAUUGAAGGCUGGGCAGAUAGUGACCGAGGCGUUUCGUGUACUUUUGGACCUAAUGCAUUAUCAGAGUUUUUGGAUAAAAAUGACCUUGAUCUUGUUUGCAGAGGACAUCAGGUUGUGGAGGAUGGAUAUGAGUUUUUCGCUAAACGAAGAUUAGUCACGAUAUUUUCUGCUCCAAAUUAUGGUGGGGAAUUUGACAAUGCUGGUGCAUUGUUGAGCGUUGAUGAAUCUCUUGUAUGUUCCUUUGAGAUAUUGAAACCCAUUGAUAGAGGAUCAGGAAGUGGUCCUUCUAAAAUGAAUUUUAAGAAGCCCCCUAAACUUGGAAAUGUCUAGUUAUUUGGCAACGAUUUGCGGUUCAAAUAGGAAUCCAGCUAACUCAACUUGUACGGAGUUGAACUCGUCAAGAUGGGAGAGCCUUCCACCAUUACGAGUUGAAGAUUGCCAAUGAUAUAAUGGCUGAGAGUAUAUUUGUAAACUGAAACUACCCAGGCCAGGCAUUCUUCUGUGCAGGAGCAGAGAUUAUUGCUUUAGACACCAGUUGGUUGCUUGUGUUUGGCAAAUUAGCAUGUAAUUUGUGAGUGCAAAGAGAUUUCAUGUUUUAUAAUGCCUAGAUUUCAUGUCACUUAUCUGAAUGAAUGCAUAGGAAUAUUGUUUUUUUGGUAGAGACCAGUUCGCGAGGCUUGCCGUGUUGUUAUGGCACUGAUAACGUAAUCAAUCAUAUAUGACUACUUCUUGGCUUCAACUUUACAUCGGA
Molecule: messenger RNA, 1638 nt
Organism: Gastrolobium bilobum
Lineage: Eukaryota; Viridiplantae; Streptophyta; Magnoliopsida; Fabales; Fabaceae
Product: serine/threonine-protein phosphatase PP1
Exons: 4
Coding region: 243-1217 (324 amino acids)
Cellular component (GO): cytoplasm; nucleus
Molecular function (GO): protein serine/threonine phosphatase activity
Source: RefSeq, a predicted model, not a curated record